Messenger RNA from Perkinsus marinus ATCC 50983, 564 nucleotides. RefSeq lists its product as hypothetical. The transcript is spliced from 3 exons. Lineage: Eukaryota; Perkinsozoa; Perkinsida; Perkinsidae. The record is from RefSeq and is a predicted model, not a curated record. The coding region runs from base 1 to 564 and encodes 187 amino acids. Gene Ontology annotation, molecular function: nucleic acid binding.
AUGCCCUUGACUGCCCAUGUGGGUCGACUCCAGCUGGAUGAAGGCCCUCUCAAUCGACCUUUGAACCGGGGUAAGGACGUGUCCAACUCAGGCGAGGGGAAAACGACUGUCAUGAUCAAGCGAAUUCCACGGACUUAUACUGUCGCUAUGCUACGUGACGAGCUUGAGGCAGCGUGUCCUAUGAUGAAGGACGGUGGAUAUGAUCUCCUCUAUCUCCCCGUUGACACGGCCAAAAUUAGCAACCGUGGCUACGCAUUUGUAAACUUUACAUCACAUGAAUGCCUUUGCGCAUUUGUUGCAUCGAUGCGCAAUCGUCCGUGGCAGAGGUUCUCUCCUGGUUCUAAACGAUGCGCUGAGAUCUAUUUCGCCCACAUUCAGGGCAGAGAAGAGACUAUACGUAAUGUAGACCCGACAGGCAGUAAGAACACCACCUCCCCUGCAUAUCAGAGUAUUGGUGAUGAAAAUGUGUGGGUGAUGGGUUUCAAUAUAGAGCCAGAGCUAACGAUGCUGGGAGCCCAUCCUCAGCUCGGCCUUGGUUGGGUCCCACCCCCGAGAGUGCGUUAA